AUGCUCCUUGGCAGAAUGGGAGUGCUGAAGCUGCGGUUGGUCCCUCAAACGCACUUGCGCCGUUAUCGUGAUGUCUAUAAUGCUACCGGUAAAUGGGAGGAUCUCAUGGCUAAGGCGAUGCGCCGAGCGAAUGCCAAACCGGGGCUGACAGGCAAAAGCAGUUUUGAGAUCUUUUUCGGUCGUGCCCGUCGUGAAGAAGAAGAGCUGCGCCUUGCUCCGGGUGGGGCCACUCAAGCGCUUAAUCCGCCGAGCCGUGAUGAGAAACCACCUGUCCUCGACGACAUUGAGAAGGAGAGAGAAGCGUUGAAGGACGACCUCAUCCAGGCCAAGGAAGAGCGGCCUUUGGUCACCACUUUGAGACCAAGGAGAAAAGCGCAAAUGCCUAAGAUCGGGGAUCGCGUACUAGUCUUCCGACCCGAUCCUUUCGGUGGCGCCGGUCAUGGGCAGGGGAAGUAUAGCCGUGACUGGUAUAGAGUUGUUAACAUUGAUCUACCUUCUCUGCGGGUGGAGGUGCGAAAAUCCGAUACUGCGGAGAGCACCUCGUGGGAGAGCCUACGCAAUAUUCGUCCCUUUUACGGUUAG
Molecule: messenger RNA, 582 nt
Organism: Perkinsus marinus ATCC 50983
Lineage: Eukaryota; Perkinsozoa; Perkinsida; Perkinsidae
Exons: 1
Coding region: 1-582 (193 amino acids)
Source: RefSeq, a predicted model, not a curated record